Phacochoerus africanus (Common warthog) is the source of this 3014-nucleotide messenger RNA. It is a transcript of the gene F11R, whose product is annotated as F11 receptor. The record is from RefSeq and is a predicted model, not a curated record. Gene Ontology annotation, cellular component: bicellular tight junction. The transcript is spliced from 10 exons. Bases 80 to 976 code for a protein of 298 amino acids. Lineage: Eukaryota; Metazoa; Chordata; Mammalia; Artiodactyla; Suidae. Gene Ontology annotation, biological process: cell adhesion; regulation of membrane permeability; intestinal absorption.
GUCCCGGUGCUGCUGUGGGCGAAGCUGUGUCUGUUCCGUGGGCUCCGGCCGUCGCUGUCGUAUCGGGAUCUUGACCGUGAUGGGGACAAAGGCGAAAGUCGGGAGGAAACAAUUGCUUCUCUUCACAUCAGUGAUCUUGUGCUUCCUGACGUUGGGCAGGGGUGCAGUGUACACUUCUGAAUCAGAAGUCAGAGUUGCUGAGAACAAACCUGCCAAGCUGUCCUGCUCCUACUCCGGGUUCUCCUCUCCCCGUGUGGAGUGGAAAUUUACCCAUGGCGACAUCACCAGCCUCGUUUGCUAUAACAACAAGAUCACAGCUUCCUAUGAGAACCGAGUUACCUUCUCGGCUAGUGGCAUCACCUUCCAUUCUGUGACCAGGAAAGACACAGGAACGUAUACUUGUAUGGUCUCUGACGAAGGCGGCAACACCUACGGGGAAGUCACUGUUAACCUCAUUGUGCUUGUGCCUCCAUCGAAGCCUACAAUCAGUGUUCCCUCCUCUGCUACCAUCGGGAACCGGGCUGUGCUGACCUGCUCAGAGAAAGAUGGUUCCCCACCCUCUGAAUACUUCUGGUUCAGGGAUGGGGUAUUGAUGCCUACAGAGCCCAAGAGCAACCGUGCCUUCAUCAACUCUUCCUAUAGCCUGAAUCCGAAGACAGGGGAGCUGAUCUUUGAUCCUGUGUCAGCCUCUGAUGCUGGAGAUUACACUUGUGAGGCACAGAAUGGGUAUGGGUCACCCAUGAGAUCAGAUACUGUGCACAUGGAAGCUGCGGAACUGAAUGUGGGCGGCAUCGUGGCAGCUGUCCUUGUCACACUCAUUCUCCUUGGAGUGUUGAUUUUUGGCAUCUGGUUCGCCUACAGCCGCGGCUACUUUGACAGAGCAAAGAAAGGGACUUCCAGUAAGAAGGUGAUUUACAGCCAACCCACUGCUCGAAGUGAAGGGGAAUUCAGACAGACCUCAUCCUUCUUGGUGUGACCCUGGUCCAUGCAUCGCCUGUCUCCUCUGUGCUUGCCUUACUCAGGUGCUACCAGACUCUGGCCCCUGAUGUCUGUAGUUUCACAGGAUGCCUUAUUUGUGUUCAAGCCCCCACAAGGCCCCCCACUUUUAUCUUAGAAUGUUGUUUUUAAUAAUGUCAGCCCUGUGCCCCUUCCUCCCUCCCUUCCCUGCCCACCACUGCUGAGUGGCCUAGGGCUUGUUUAAAGCUUUCUUUUCCCAUCCCUGUGAGGGAUCACACAGAUGUCCUGAGUGAUGCCUGAAGACUUCCCUUCCAACUAGACCGCAAGAGUGGCGGGGCUCCCUCCCCCUGCAUGUAGCAGUCCUCAGACAGAGCUCUGGAUCCUGGUUCCUUGACUUUUUCUUCUUGUUGAGACAAAAGGUACCGGUACCUUUGAGGACUGGUACUGGCUGUUCUGGAGUGGGGACUGGAGACCGGAGCAGCUGCAGUGGUUGUUGGGUGAUGACAUCAAGUCUCUUCAACCUCUGCGGCCCACUCUCCUCUGUCUUCCCAAGGAAGUGCCACUGGGAUCCUCCUGCUCCGUCCUCUUCCUAAACACAUGCUGACUGACAGCAACCACACAUCUGUAGGGAAAACAAGAGCCUUUGUUGUGGAGAACAUAGUAAGCUUUCAGGGGACCGAGAGCAGAAGAAUUACAGAAGAGAAAGCUGGAACUGGUAGCUCAAGCCAUCACCCUUCCCUUGGCUGGAACAACUGGACUGACCCUUUUAAGAUGUGUUUGCAGGGUGGUGGGAACAUGGACAGUUGUCAGCUUUGCAGAGCGCGCGUGCGUGCGUGCAUGCAUGUGUGUGUGUGUGUGCGCGCGCUUGCGCGAGAGUGUGUGGUCUCUAUGCUGAAGUCAAGUGUGUGUUUUGGAGGACUACUUAUCUCUUUGGUGAGACUAGUUUUAUUGUGGGGACGGGAGAAAUGAGGUUCCUGUGCUCCUUAUUAGUACAAACAGGAAAAUCCCCAAAGCCCUGCUCUCCAGCAACCUGGGCUGGUCCCUGGCUCCCUGUGCCACUUCUCCUGGUUCCUGUCUUACACUGGAGCUUCUGGACAUUGGACCCUCAUUCCAGAGUCCUCUUGUCACAGGAGGAGGGCACCCUGGGCAAAGCUGGUGCUGUGCUCCCAGUUAUACUGGGUCUGAUCCUCUCGGGGAGAGGAAGAGCGCCCACCCUCCCACCUCGGCCAGCCCUCCCACCUGGGCCAACCAGAUGCACAAGGAGGCUUCCCCCAGGCUGCAGGGAAAGCUGCUCCAGAGCCUGCGGCAGGAUGUCUCCCAUCACUUGGAGAAUCACUUCUUUAGUAGUAAAGUAGUGCUCCUGCUUUAUUUGGUGGGGUAGGUGUGCGUGAGAGCAGCAAUGAGCAAGGACGACCUGCCUGUCACUACGUCCCUCUCGCUACACAGACCCCUCUUUGCCCUCACAUCUGUUUCUCCCUCUCCCCAGCACCCCUAGCCUAUUUAUUAACUGGCAAGAGGGCAAAUAAGGGGUCUUCUAGGGUUGACUUUGCUUAUGUCAGUGGAGGAUACCAAGCGCCACUUUGCCAUCAUCUGCUCCCUUAUCUGGAAAUUCCUCGCAGAACUGAGCUUUCUUUGCAUCAAGGAUCCAGAAAGAAAAACAAAAACCAAAUCAAACCAUCACACACCAAUAAAAAGUAAACUUUCCAGAUGGAGGUAAUAUCUAAUUAGGCAAUAAAAGUAGAGACUGUGACACGGUUCAGUAAGAAUGAGAUUUUUGAAGUAUGUUUCAGUUUUGUAUGGUGGCUGGGAGACGGGGUGGGAGGGAUGUGAAAGAAAGAGCACAGGGAAGCAGAGGUGAAUCAUUGCUCCUGUAUGUCUGAGGCGAAUGGUCCCUCCCUCCCUAGGUCACUGUGAGGAGUAUGAGUCAGUUGUUACCAGCCUUGGAAUUUACCUCCCCAGCUUGCAACAGCCCCUAUGAGUUGAAAAACACCUUGUCUGCUUUCAUUUUAGAAUGUUAAAACUAAUUUUUUGUAAUAAAUGUUUAUUUUUCACAUUGA